UGCAUCAGUGGGGUAGCUAAUUCUGAUGAGAAAGCCGCGCGGCGGUGAACCAGGCUUGUACUUGAAAUGUUUAAAACAUUCUAGCGGUUGCGAGAUUCGUGAUGCAACGUCCUCCAAUACUGAGGUUACUGUAUGUUUAUUUGAAAAGGUGUCUCAUGGCACCUUUGGCUCUCCUGUACUGCGAAUGGCAGGCGUAAAUUAAUCUUGAGGAAGAAAAGGACCAGCUUAAUAGCUACCGCGCAAGCCUGCACACGAUCGUACUGACGUCACAUCGCUGUAUAAUCUGCGCGCUCUCGCUUGCCGGUCUCGAAGACUGGGUUUUCCGAUGAUUUGCAUCGGUGGCAAGGGCAAAAGUUGACGUCCAUCACUGCGACGCCAGCAGUCACCGUGUGCCGAAGGAUACUCGUUGCCGCCGGUUUCAGCUGUUAUAGCGAUAAAGCACUCAGCUGUGACCAAAACCAGCAAGCCAUAAAUGAUGGAUCUCCAAGAAACGGCAAGACUCGAGCUCGGCGAAACACCAGAAAUCAAGAAGGAAUCUCUUGGACGUUUAUGUGAACUGAUAAGAGAGACACCAUCCCUGGACGUUCCUAACGAUGAAAAAUUCCUGGUCAUGUUUCUUCGCGUCAAAAAAUACAGAGUUGAAGAAGCCUUCAAGCUGUUUCAGAACUACGUCCGCGUCCGUCGAGACGUACCGGACUUUUUCAGAGACCUUACGCCAGCAAACGUACCACUCAGGAAAAUUGGCCACGAGAAUUAUCUGGUGAUGACCUCUGCGGACGGCGACGCACUUGGAAGAGGUGUUGCCCUCCUGAAGUUAGGUGCCUGGAAUUCUACCAUGUGUUCGUUCACUGAUUUAAUUAGAGGCGCAAUGGUUUUGACCAGCAGCUGUUUUUAUGAAGACAUCUCACAAAUUCAUGGAGUAGCGUGCAUUGUGGACUUGGAGGGACUUGGUUUUCAUCAUUUCAAACAACUAACUCCAUCGUUGCUGAUUAAGCUGGCUCACAUCACGCAGGACUGUGCACCGAUGCGAUUGAAGGCUUUGUACAUAAUCAACUACCCAUCUCCAUUCAAGGCCUUGUUUGAAGUCGUGAAACCUUUUAUAAAGCACAAGCUAUUAACAAGGAUUCACUUCAUUGGGGAAGACGUCUCGAAGCUUUGGGAGAUCUGUCCCCGUGAAAUGGUACCAGCAGAAUUUGGUGGCACGCGAGAGGAUUUCGACUACGACCGCCAAGAGGAGUCCGUACGCCGACUGACUGAUUUGUUCGAAGACUUGUGUCGUUUUGACUGCCCAGUGCACUGAGCCAUAUGUUAAGUCUAGAAGUUGUAGUUUCCCAUCGAGGAGAAGGAGCGUUUAUAAUUUUUUGGUACAUCAUAAUGACUAUUCUGUGUCAAUGCAAAACGAGUCAGAUCCAAUAAUGUCAAUGCGCAUACAGCGAGCCCUCUGUGGAACGCCUUCAACUUAUGGAGUAUUUACCUCCGCGUUGCCUUUAAAAAGGAAAUCACGUCUCACCGGUCCCGCUUUAUUUCAAAUACACUAUUUUUCUCUUAUAUCUCGUGUCGUCCCUCUCUUAUAUAGCGUCAUAAACAUACUUGCAAGAAGAAUGAGUUCGCAGAAGAGUGCCACCACAUUAUUUUCUAUCACUUGCCUACUGCACAGGGCAUAAGGGUACCAGUGAGGCCUCUGGCUACAUGGCAAGAAGCCAAUGCUGCUGUCAUAUACUGUAUUUUCCUGUUUAUAACGUGGCCUUUGCCCCCGAAUUUUCGUUGGUGCGUCUUAUACAAUGGUGCGUCAUAUAUGCAUAAAAAUAAGCGUGCUGGUGCGAACAGUAUACGCGCAUUUUUUCACGAGUACAAAAAACCUGCGCGGCAACAUUAUAAAAGUAUUCGAACCUUACUUUAACCAAAGUAUAAUCUAGUAACGAAGGUUUAAACUGUUAGCGAAGUUCUCAUAGUAGUCAACAUGUCUAGAAAGUGGCGCCGUCUGUCAACCGUCGUGAUCCGUGUGUCGUUCGGAGAACUUUUGCAAAAAAAAAAUCAUACAGAAGGGCUUCACAUCACACCCGGAAAUGAAAGUUACAGUGAGACGUUAUAUGGCUUGGCGCGAAUCUUUCAAUUUCUUAGGUUCGUCAAUUCGACAGCUACGCGAGCAGUUAUUUUUCAUCUCUGUGCUUGCACAUGGCCUCAGCUGAUGUGCUAUAGCGUAUCAUUAAACCGUAGGAGUGCCGGUAUCUAACGGUGAACAUAGUAAAGCUGUUAAGUGUGAAAGCUGCAAAGAUUAUGUUAAAAGGUUUCUCAAAUGUUCUAUAUUGAGACUGUGUGCUGGUCAUAUUACUUUUCUUCCAUGUAAACAUAUAUGUUUUGUUUAGUCGUGUAUAUUGAGUUCUUAAUUCUAGGCGAAUAAAAGUGGACUUCUGU
Messenger RNA from Dermacentor albipictus, 2415 nucleotides. Its product is annotated as alpha-tocopherol transfer protein-like. Gene Ontology annotation, cellular component: membrane. NCBI's taxonomy places the organism in Eukaryota, Metazoa, Arthropoda, Arachnida, Ixodida, Ixodidae. The record is from RefSeq and is a predicted model, not a curated record. Gene Ontology annotation, molecular function: phosphatidylinositol bisphosphate binding.